UGAAGAUGAAAUAUGGACGAUACAAUUUUCUGUCAAUGUAAUAUUUUUAUAAACAAAUUAAAAAGGUUUUAAAUAAAAAAACCAUGAUAUCAAAUCGAAAGUACAGAAAAUAGCAUGUCAGUCAAUUCAAUACAGGACAUUUUUGAAAUAAAACCCCUUUUACAAAAUAUUAGUAUAAAAUUAUGUGCAAGAUGCGAGAAUGGGGUGAAACAAAUAUUAGCUUUAAUUACAAGUGAGGGUGACGUAGUACUUCAUUAUACCUAUGGGGAGUUGACCCCUGUAUUAAAAAGAAUUCCAUGGUUUAAUGAUAGUUUUAAGCAACUGGAAGCACUUUGUUUUGAUCCAUCAGCUACUUGGUUGCUUGUAGUUUCUUUGGACUGUUCACUCUACAUUAUUCCAGCACUUAGUUUAGUUGACAGAAAACAGAAAAUUGACUGUAAAUGGUCGUUAACAGAUCUUACACAUUUUCCCAGACCUACCCAGAUACCUGAUUCCAAACCGACCAGUGUUAUUUGGUGGCAAACUCUAGACUGCAAUCAAAAUGCACUUGUUGGUUUUGAAAAUGGUUCCAUUGUAUUGAUAAGUUUAACUGAUGGACGGUGUUUAGGCAGCUGUAGCAUAACUGAAAGUGUAAAAGGGCUUAAUAUAUGCCAUGAUAAUAAUUUGGAGACUGUAUCCUUACUGAUAAAUGGAGUUAGUGGACAACAAUGGAGAUUAAUAUUGGAACAACAUUCAACAGGAUAUCUUUGGCCUCCUGAGGCUUACACUCAAUCUGAAGAUUCAACCAGGUCGCGCUUAUACAAUCUCAAGCAGCUAGGUGUGGAUAAAUUUGCCUCUUUAAAGCAACGUUUAACUGAAGCUAGAGGCAGUAGACGAGAUAGUCAAAGUGACUCUACCAGUGAAUGUUCUCACACAGAAUCUGUCAGUUCAAAUGCAUCUGGACCGGAAUUGUUGCCGCAUUUGUGUGAUACGCACUUUGCACCACAGUAUGCCAGAAAUAGAUAUUUGUUCACGGCGUUUUAUAAACCCACAAGUUUACUUACAGUGCAUGCAGUGGAUGUUGAAUCAGCCCCGUUGUAUGUUCAUAAGUUACCCCAAAAAACUUCAACCAUUUUACUGACAGAUCGACUAAUAUAUGCUGUUAAUGAGGAAUUCAAAAUGGUAUCGAUUAUAAGUUCCCAUCUUUCUGAAUGCCGAUUAGAAGGGGAAGCAGAAUUUAAUAGUGAUUCAAUAAUAGCACAGUUUUACCUAGAAAGUGGAAAAAUAUUGAAACUUUACAAGGUGGCCGAUUUAUCUACGAUUCGAUUAAAAAAGAGAGAUGAUAAUAAGAGAGAUAAAGUUUUCAACUUACCCAAAACUGUGGAUGAUUUGAAUCUUCCAAAAUCGCUAAUAGAUACAUGCAUAAUUGUUACUGAUAGUUGCGUUUAUAAAAUUUUUGUUAGCUGUUCUCCUGUUAAAAAAUUCGUUGAGUAUGUUACUGAAGAAAGCGACAUAGACAAAGCUGAAAGGGUAUCCACCAUCUUCGGCCUCAACAUCCAACAACUGUUAGAAUGCUGUGGAGAUCUCCUAAUAUCUCGAGGGUCGUACCAUUCCGGUAUUAUUCUGUACAAAGAGGCGAAAGUACACCUUCUAAAGCGUGUCUUGAAAUUAGCAGUUUCUGCAGAUUGCAGGACACUACUGAAAUUCGUUCAUCUGUGUCUUAGCGCCAGCAAGGUUGAUAUGUCAGUUGCUACUAAGAUACACAUCGGAAACUUGGCUGUGAUGGCUUAUACUGAGCUGAUUUUGAGAUAUGGUGGACAUCAGCGGGUGUCGAAUACCAAGGAUUUCAUGAAUUUCUUGUCUUUUGAAGAAUAUUAUGAUCAAAUUCUGGCUGUGAACGUUGCAUGUCAGGCAGGUCAUUGGAACAUUGUUACAUUAUUGGCGAAAUCUAGAGGUCUUCAGCCUGAAGUUGUUACAGCCUUGGGACAGAUUUUACAAAGUUCCAGGGCUCCGAAACCGACAGAAAAGGAUUUUUUGUACUGUCUAUCUGAGCCCUGCCUUACUCAGAGUUUGUUGAUAUUUGGCCAGUGUUCUCAAUAUAUUUUUCUAUACAUCAGAGAAAACAUUGAAACUUUUUCUGUCGACAUAUUGCGUCGUCUAGCUGUGCAGUUGGAUCCUAGCCAACCCGGCGCAGUACCUUUGGUCAGCAGACUGUUCCAAACUACUAAAUUUUCAUCUAGUUUGGACACGACGAUUGAAUCAGUGGAUUUUGAAAAUCCAGAUAGAACUGUAGUAACAGUAAAAGAUCUGAUAGAUACAUUCCUAGUUGUUUUAAUACAUUUAGUUUGGAAGACUGAGAAAAUUGGAUUUGAAUUAUCCCUUUUAGAUACUAUACAACUGCCUGAAACUCCCUCUUCUCCUUAUCCUUUCAAAAAACUGCCAGAUUUGCAUCCCUUAGGCUGUGGUUUUGAACAUGCUGCUGUAAUUCGCAAUAAUAAUGUUUAUACAAUGGGCGUAUCGACUUCUGGAUGUCUGGGUCUUGGGCCCUUAUUAACUCAGAGUAGUCCUGCUCGACUUGUACAGACUCUUUCAGAAUUGAAAGUUAAGGUUCUUAGUGUAAGCUGUGGAAAGAAGCACACGUUGGCUUUAACAGAUUUUGGGGUAUUUUCUUGGGGCUCCAACACCUAUGGCCAACUCGGCUUAGGCCAUCAAGUUCACGAAAGUCCGUAUCCUCAAAUUUUGUCGACACUUUCGUCUAAUAAAAUCAUCGAUUUGGCUGCGGGUCAGUACCACAGCGUAGCUCUCUCUUCUUUGGGACAAGUCUUCACUUGGGGUUGGGGAAUACAUGGACAACUAGGACAUGGUAACUGUGAUAAUGAAUUUUUACCGAAACUUUUGGAUUUUCCUGAAGUUAUAAAGCAAGUAGCUGCAGGACAUGCCCACACUCUUAUUCUAACAAACGACGGCAAUUUAUACGGUUUUGGUUCUAACGUUUUUGGGCAACUAGAAGGCAGCCAGAGUGAAGGAAACAAAUUUGUCACGCCUGUUUGGGUAUUAGUUCCUACUGAUAGUUACACUCCAAUUGAGAAAAUAGCUUCAGCGUACUUCCACAAUAUUGCUGUUUUAAAAGAUCAAGAAGUACACACGUGGGGUGCUAGUCCGCAAGAGGUGCGAAUUUUUCAGUCGAAAAACAACCAAAAACAAAAUGGCGUGCUUGCAAAACCGACCGAGUCCUGGAAAUCUAGUACGCACAUAUAUUCUGGUGUUGGUAAAAAACCAAUUGAAAGAGUUGCUGUUGGGUACAGGCACUCUGUUGUCUUGCAUAACGGAAAGUUAUUGUGGGGCAAAAAUAGAGAAGAAGAACUGAAUUCUCCGAAAUUGAAACAACAGGAUGGUGUAAAUAGUUUUUUCAUUCAAAAGUUUAUGCACGUCGCUUGUGGUUUAGAUUACACCAUGGCCAUCGAUCAUACCGGAAAAGUGUUAGCUUGGGGAAGCCCCUCGAUGGCGCAGACAAUUCUCGGCAGAUCUGUGGAAGAAGACAACCGAAAACUAGAAGGCAAAGUAGUCAUCUUCAAAAACACCAAAAGAGUGAUCAAGUUUCCUAAUCAAGGCCAAAGUAGCACAGAUAGUCUUCCAAUAGAAGUUCCUGGACUACCGUCCAUGGCGAUAACGUUCAACCCCAGCGAUCAUAAACUUCUUUUUUCUAGAAACUAUUUAGCUUACGCUGUGCGCACAAUCGAGAACAACGAAGUGAUUAUUGAAAAUACCAAUAUUUCGUCAUUGGAUAGCAUUUACGAAACUCCCAAUCUAAAAUUUGGACACAGAACUCUACAUUAUGUGUUGGAGACUUAUCAUGGGUUCUAUGAUACUGAUAAUGUGUUGUCUAAGUGUCUUGAAGUACAAAAUUAUCAGGCAGCUGCAAAACUAGCAAUAUUAGACGGCCAUUUCGGCGACAGUUUAGGAUUCCAACUAAUAGCGUUCAAAAAACAUUUAGACUUCCUAAACCUCGACUUAGAUUUCGCUAGUAACGCCAAAGAAGCCCCAUCAGAAUCCAAGGACUAUAUAGAGCUAACCGUCAGAAAUAUUCAAGAUGACCUAAACGAGAAAAACCUCGCCUACUCGAACAAUUCCCCUGCACAUAUUUUAAGCACCAGCUCCAGUUUGGACAGCAUAAGACAAUGGGGAGACGACGUAGAACACCAAGGUGGUAAAGAAUCCCCGUGCGAAGCAGAAUCUGGCGAUAUUAGACAAAAUAUUUCCCACUAUGUACAAUCUUUGAAGCAUCAUGAUAAUUCUCCUAUUGGUAGCGUUUCAAAGUUGGUAUCAGAAAUGGAUAAUGUUCAAAUUAAAAUGAAACAACCAGACACUGGUUUGCAAGUUAAAGACAAGGCUGUUUUGGAAAUUCUCGAAGCUGCUUCAUAUUUGGUCGAAUUUUAUAUUCGAAAAAUCUACAUUUCGGAGAACCACAUUUUGAUGCAGAACAUCCUCAUGAAAUGCAUAGAAUUUUGGUUAUCUAAUAACCUUCCAGUACCUGUUCUAGAAAGUGUUCUUCUCAAAAACAUGGACAAAUACUUCUAUCCCUUGUCCAUACUGCUUUUCUGCAAAGAUUUCAGCAAUCCCGAAUAUGAGGACGUGAAGCCUACAUCGACGGGAUUUUUAAAAGAAUUCUCGACCAAAUUUUGCCUUCAGCUGUGUUCCAUGGUGUUGGAAAACGUCGAUAAGGUGUAAUUUCAAGUUGUUGCAUUUUUAAAGUUAUUUUUAAGCGUAUUUUAGUAGUUUAUUGUAAGGGUGAUUUCAAAAAUUAAUUAUAUUUUUGAACAUGCAAAAUAUUAUAUAACUACCUAAUAGACAGAUGUCACAUUUCCGGAGAAUGUCAAAUGUCAGUCUACUGAAAAAUCAGUAUAUUUUAUAACCCAAAAUUGACAAUCGUCUUAAGUUUUUGAAAGCAUCCUACAUGUUAUAAAAGAAACUAGUCAAAAAAAAAUUGGUAGGUCUCAUUAUUUGUUGGUUUUUAGUUGCAUUUUUGUUAAUCUUUUCAAUCUUCCUGACUAAAGUGUUUUAGCUUUUCAGUAGGAAUUUUGGUAGACCUUUCACUAAAUACCUUUUUGUCAUCCUUUUGUAGAAUGAACAUAAGAUAUUGAAAAAAUAAUUUGCUGUUUAAAUUAAUCAAGAAACCCAUCGACACUUUGAACAUGAACAUAAAAAAAAAUUACUCAGAAUGUGGCAGUUAAGUAAUUUUUUCAAUAAUUUUAUUAAACCAUUUUACGAAAUAGUACUAGUCAAUAUUUAACUCUUACAAAAAAAGAAUCUAUAGCACAAAUCUCACACAUAAUCAUUUUGAUAAUGAAAAUGGUAAAUACUCAAAUUUCAAAAUAAGUAUAUUGUAAACAACUUGUAAAAAUAAUAGCUGUUCUACCAAAAAUAAGUUAAAUAGAAAAUUGAUUUUGCUUUUUAUUUGCUUUAAGUGUUAUCACGUACUUAUGUUGUUUUUGUUUAGUUCAAUUAUUAUAUUUUAAAUAAGUCCUAAAAAGCAGAAUGACUGAAAAUUGUGUAAAAUACAAUUUAAUAAUUUAUUUGAAUCUUCUUGACUCAACGUCAUGCAUAAAAUUUGAUGUAAAUCUUCAACUAAACUGUUAAGAUAUUGAAUUUAUGUUAUAAUGUCAUUGAAUUUAUUAAGCAAAUCAACUUUUCAUUAUAGCGAUAUUUAUAUAUUUACUUUAAGAUUGUGAUGUUUAAUGUUAUUUUAUAAUUUUUUUAGAAAUACUAAGUUUGUACCUGCUGCGUUGUUAAUUAUUGAUUUAGAACGUAUACACAAAUUGGAUAGUUGUAUUUUUAAAAAUAAACUGUAUUUAAA
Molecule: messenger RNA, 5833 nt
Organism: Psylliodes chrysocephalus
Lineage: Eukaryota; Metazoa; Arthropoda; Insecta; Coleoptera; Chrysomelidae
Source: the annotation of a GenBank genome assembly